ACAAUACAUAUAGGUAGGUACAGUACCUUAGGAUUACCCCUCAAACCGGUCUAUUGGCCCCAACCCCGAGACGGAGCUGCCCCGCCGUCAGUCGCAAAAGUUUUUGACCGACGAAAUCGGCCAGUCGAUAGUAUGAAUCAUCUGAGGGCGUGUGAUUCAUCAAGCGAAGUUGAUAGCAUUUAACACGCAUUUGGGCCGCAUUUCCUGCCUGCGUCACGACCAACUCUCUAUUGAUUCCGAUCUGACACCAUUUACGGGUAUAAUUGAAAUCACAGCCUCCGAAGAAAUCUGACGUAACGCUAUCCAUCAAAAUCCAAAGGCCCUAUCUUCGUACGCACUUCCUGAAAUACGGUUGCCUAUCCGCCUGCCUCCGUGCGUUGAUUUCGAUAUGCCGAUGCUGAAAGAUCCUUCGAAGAAAUACAAGGCUUUCAAGCCGAUCAAAUUGGAGAAUCGCCAAUGGCCAUCCAAAACACUAAAUCAGGCGCCGCGUUGGCUUGCCACUGAUUUGCGAGAUGGCAACCAGAGCUUGGUCGACCCUAUGGACGGUGAUCAGAAAUGGCACUACUUCAAAAUGCUUGUGGAGCUGGGAUAUAAAGAGAUUGAAGUUUCUUUCCCUUCUGCCUCCCAGACCGAUUUCGACUUUACGAGGCGCAUAGUGGAAACUCCCGGCGUUGUUCCUGACGAUGUCUGGCUACAAGUUCUUUCCCCUUGCAGAGAGGACCUGAUUCGCAGGACAGUCGAGUCUCUAAAGGGCGCGAAGAAAGCAAUUCUUCACAUCUAUUUGGCAACAAGUGAUUGUUUCCGUAGAGUUGUCUUUGGUUUUACUCAGGAAGAGAGCAUAGAAUUGGCGGUUCGAUGCGCAAAGCUUAGCAGAGCCUUGACGAAGGACAACCCGGAACAUCACGCAACGGAAUGGGCUUUCGAGUUCUCGCCGGAGACUUUCUCAGACACGGAUCCAGAAUUUGUUAUUAGGAUCUGUGAAGCUGUUAAAGCAGCAUGGGAACCAACUGAGGAAAAUCCAAUUAUUUUCAACCUCCCGGCCACCGUUGAGAUGGCAACGCCAAAUGUCUACGCAGACCAGAUCGAAUAUUUCUGCCGCAACAUGACGGAAAGGGAGAAGAUUUGUGUAUCCUUGCACCCUCACAAUGACCGUGGAUGUGCUGUUGCUGCGGCUGAGUUAGCUCAAAUGGCUGGCGCCGAUCGUGUUGAAGGCACUCUGUUUGGUAAUGGAGAAAGAACUGGAAAUGUAGACCUUGUUACUCUUGGUCUAAACUUAUAUACGCAGGGUAUAUAUCCGAACAUUGAUUUCUCGAACCUCAAUUCCGUCAUCAACGUCGUUGAGGAGUGCACCAAGAUACCAGUGCAUCCGAGGGCCCCUUAUGGAGGUCAACUUGUCGUUUGCGCUUUCAGUGGCUCGCAUCAAGACGCGAUCAAAAAGGGGUUCCAAGCUCGCAAAGAAGGCGGCGCUAAUGAUGAGGACCAUUGGCAGAUGCCUUAUCUUCCACUAGAUCCGCAGGAUAUCGGCCGAACUUACGAGGCCAUUAUUCGUGUCAAUUCGCAGAGUGGCAAAGGUGGUGUUGCUUGGAUAAUUUUACGCAGUCUUGAGCUCGACCUUCCUCGCGGGUUGCAAGUUGCGUUCUCCAAGGUCGUUCAAAAGGAAGCUGAUACAGUUGGAAGGGAACUUCUUCCGCGUGAAAUCCAAAAGCUUUUUGAGGACGCUUAUUACCUGAAAAGCAAUCCUCGAUUUACUUUGGUAGACUAUCAAAUUUCCACAGAGCGCUCCAAUUCUAUUCAGUCCGGCUCCCUCGGCAGUCAGCCUUUGAAGAGACACUUUUCUGGAAUUAUUGCCAUCGAUGGAAUUGAGCAUAGCAUCAAGGGCGUGGGAAACGGUGCUAUUUCGUCUCUUGCUAACGCUCUCCACACGCUUGGCAUUGACCUUGACGUGUCUGACUACAAGGAGCACGCAAUUGGCGAAGGCAGGGACGUGAAGGCUGCUACGUAUAUUGAGUGUACCAAUGCUGGCUCACCUGCGAAGGUGUGGGGAGUGGGUAUUCAUGAGGAUGUAGUACAGGCGUCUUUGAUUGCGUUGCUCUCAGCUGCGUCAUCGUUUCUUUCGAGCCAGCCAAACACCCCGGUUCCAUUCAGGCCGAAACGAUCCGAUGUAAAUGUCGAUUCGGACGUGUCGAAUCUGAAAUUAAACGGUGGUACUGCGUAGUGUCAGAACUUCCACUAUCUGUAUAUUUUUCCAUGCCUCAACGAUCUUAGAGACCGCUUAUUCAAAAGUCAUAAUUACGUCUUAUCAUCUAUGUUUUAGCACGUCAACCGGAACUUAAUCGAGUAACCAUGUCGUUCUGCCGGCGAUCUGGGUGGUUUCAUAUGAGUAUUUGUGUAAAACUUCGAGGGCUGUGAAAUGAGUAGAGAAAAUAGUAAUCUGCAAAUGAUUUGAUUGGAACUCUCUGGCGCAGUAAAGGAAAACACAGUAUGAUUAAGGUUUCGAAUUAAAUUCCUCAGCUCGCUUCCUCAACAAUUGGCCCGGCUACUUUACAAUUUGCUAUAUAUUCAGCAGCUGCUCGUAGAUUCUCCGCCGCACUCAAAGCUUUCGUGACCAGGGUCUCAUU
Xylona heveae TC161 is the source of this 2618-nucleotide messenger RNA. Its product is annotated as 2-isopropylmalate synthase. The record is from RefSeq and is a predicted model, not a curated record. The transcript has 4 exons. Gene Ontology annotation, cellular component: mitochondrion. Gene Ontology annotation, biological process: L-leucine biosynthetic process. NCBI's taxonomy places the organism in Eukaryota, Fungi, Ascomycota, Xylonomycetes, Xylonales, Xylonaceae. Gene Ontology annotation, molecular function: 2-isopropylmalate synthase activity. The coding region runs from base 389 to 2215 and encodes 608 amino acids.